Messenger RNA from Marchantia polymorpha subsp. ruderalis, 1816 nucleotides. The record is from the annotation of a GenBank genome assembly. Lineage: Eukaryota; Viridiplantae; Streptophyta; Marchantiopsida; Marchantiales; Marchantiaceae.
CGUUGCUCGAUUCGAUCCAUCGGCGCCAUCGCCAUCGCCACCAUCAUCAUCAUCAUCCGCGACGCACCUCCUGCCAAGCCCAAACCGGGCACUCGGCCCCGACCAGCCAGCCUGCUGCUGCUGCUGCUGCUCGUCGUCGUUCCCCUGCUCUAUAUAGGCUUUUGCGCGUGACCCGAGCGUUCCCUCUCAUGCCGCGAGCGCUCCACUCUCGAUCUCCAGCCGUCUCCGACCCUCACUCAGAUUUGCCCACUGUCGUCAGGCGCUCCAGCUCAGGACUAGGCCCUUCCGCCCCCGUGCUCCAAGUGCGCAGGCCCAUGGCUUCGUAUGGCGUCUCGUUCGCUCCCGUGGCCACUGCCGUUCACGUCUUGGGAGUGCUCGUUCUCGCGCUCAUUCUCUACUGGGUGAUCGCCUUCAGAGGUGGUGUGACCCUAUGGGGCUCUGCGCCAGCUCUCAUCUUCAAUGCUCACCCGGUGAUCAUGUUCGGAGGUUUCAUAUUUGUAUCUAGUGAAGCUAUUUUGGUGUACAAAACGCUAUCCGGCACUAAAAGAUCGAAGAAGUUGGUGCACAUGAGCUUGCAAGCUAUCGCUUUUCUCCUAGCUCUUGUCGGUAUUUGGGCUGCUUUGAAGUUUCACCUGGACUCGAAUAUCGAUAACUUCUACAGUUUGCACUCGUGGUUGGGUAUAUUCACAGUCGUGCUGUUUUUCAUCCAGUGGAUCGCUGGAUUUUUCUCCUUCUGGACUCAGAGCGUUGCUGGUUCUACAAGAGCUGCCGUUUUGCCUUGGCAUGUAUUCUUUGGCAUAGGCGCAUACGUGCUCGCCGUUGCAACUGCAGUUCUUGGGUUUUUGGAGAAGAUAACCUUCUUACAAAGUGGUAGUCUGGGUCACUAUGCCAGUGAAGCCAUGUUUGUGAACACUGUGGCACUGUUGGUGGUUGUCUUUGGGUUCGUUACUGUUUUGGCAAUUCUCAUACCUGCACCCAAGGAGGAGGACGGAUAUCAAGCAAUCGAGAUGGGGGAUCUACUGCACUUUUCGAUGGCAUAGCGCAAUCAGUUGACACGUGAAGCCAGUGUUAAUUUUCCAACACACACCCAUUUCGGCUCCCAAUUUUCUCCAAUAUUCCUUGAUCCAUACUUGCGCUGAUUGCAAGUUUGAUUUCAUUUCACAGUCCAUCCUCUGAAGACUUUUUACCGACGUAAGUAACGUUACAACUAAAUGUGGAAAUGGUUGAAGUCAGGAAUGUGAGACAAAUUCUCUGGCACAUACCCAUUCGUCGGAACGUUGAAGAGGAAUCAGAAGGCAGACGUGAAAGUUAUCAGUCACCCGAGUAAGUAUAUUGCUUUCUACAACUCGCGUAGGUUGUUUGUCAUCGAAAGAGUACUUUAAAAUCAUGUAUGAAGUAACGUGGAGAUAUGGAGAUGAAUAGUCGAAUUGAGUAAAAAUUACAAACUUUUGAAAGUUUACUAUCAACGUUGGAUCCAUAAAUGACACUCUUAUCUGUCAAGAUCAGAUAAGUAGAGAAGGAAUGGUCACCAGUCUAGAAAUAAAAGUAAACAUUAGGAUACUUAUAAAACACAAGUAGGCCACCAGGAGGGGAAACAACCUAAGCUUAUUAACCUCUGUGAACCUUACAUGACCACUUUUUCACCAGUUGAAACUACGUAUAAGUGCAGCUUUCAGAUAUCUUGAUCUAUAAAUAGUUCACAAUUCGAAGAACUGGAGGUCAGAGGGAGUUCCCUGUGAUCAUCGUGUCCAAACGGUAUCCACUAUAUUACAAAUUGAGAAAGCCCAUAUGCUUUUGUUGUACAGCGGAAUUUGUU